Triplophysa rosa is the source of this 7047-nucleotide messenger RNA. It is a transcript of the gene usp19, whose product is annotated as ubiquitin specific peptidase 19. Gene Ontology annotation, biological process: protein deubiquitination. Gene Ontology annotation, molecular function: cysteine-type deubiquitinase activity. The coding region runs from base 916 to 5130 and encodes 1404 amino acids. The transcript has 25 exons. The record is from RefSeq and is a predicted model, not a curated record. Lineage: Eukaryota; Metazoa; Chordata; Actinopteri; Cypriniformes; Nemacheilidae.
UGUAUGUUUAUGUGUGUGGGGCAGGUUGGCGAGAUCUCCGUCUUUCCCCGGUUUGUUUUUGUUCUCCAGCAAAGUGCGAGACAGUGAGCAGAGACCGGCUCAUCAAGUGGAGGAGUCGUUCCGUCUUCUUUGUUUCUCUACAAGACAGAUCGGUUUCUGGCUCAACAUUGCAACAUGGGCCCUGGUUAAUACUCUUUUGGAAAUAAAGACAAAAUUGAUAUUUUAGAGGAGCGCUGAUGCGGCUCUGGGGCGGUCGGCGGCCCGUUGCCGUGUCUGAAGCCAGGGGCUGAAUUUAGCCGCAGUCGCCGCUAACGGAGAUAGGACGCGCCGCCUCAACUCGUCGUGGCACUGACAAAGCAACUCUCCAUCUGAUUCUCUUCUGAGAGUACUCUCACUUCAAACGCCGCCAAGAUAGCUGGACCGGGCAGGAAACGUCACAAUUCAGAUCCAGACCCCUGUGGAAGCAGCUCCGGAAGUGGGAGCGAGGUGGGUGACGGCCGACCGGUUAGUGGCAAGUGGCUGAAGAUGGCCAGCAGCAGUACAGGACCCAGCUAAUCGGGCCGUAGACGUGGUCAGAGAGGAACAGAUGACACGGCCGGUACCAGCAAGAAGCAAAAGGAGAGAGCUAACCAAGAGAGCAAGGAAGCCAAGAGGACCGUCUCAGCUACCAAAACGGGGAAUAGGAAAGAUUUGUUGCUGGACUGGAAGCAGAGUGCAUACGAGGUGAUCGUCAGACUAAACUGUGGAGAUUCAGGGGUGCUGAGAGCAGAAGAUAUCGACUCUGCCUUCUCCGAUACAUCCUGCCACAUCCGCCUGCCGGAUGGUCGGGAAUGGAGCUGUCGUCUUUAUGAGGAAAUUGAGGCCUCCUGCACUAAAUUGCUCUAUAAGGAGAAAGCAAAUGUUCUGCAGCUUGUCAUGCACAAGAAGAUCCCCCUCAACACCUGGCCCGCCCUCGCCAGCAAGAAAGAAACCGAGCCAGUGAACCUCCUUCGAGAGAAUGGCAGCAACCAGCACCAGUCGACCACGGGGUGGUCAGAAAAAUCUGCCGAAACGAUUGAAACGGAGAGAGCGCCUGCUGUGACCUCUGCUGAGCAGAAACGUGGUAAACCUGACCGAGGGUUAAAGCGAGGGAUGAAGGGAAAACAGACGGAGAACCCUGAGAGCGCAGGUGUGAAAGCAGCUGAGCCUAAAGCGAGCGAUAAAGUGGACCCUGUCAGUGAGCCUAGUGCUAAGCGCACCACACGCCCCUCCAAAAACACGACCCCGGUAGCCCCCUGUGUGACAAAACCGGCAGUUAAUGGAAAGACACAGGCAUCAGCUAAUAGCGGUGAUGCCGCUUUAUCUAAUAAUGCGAAGGACAAUAGGGCUCAGCCCCAGGGCAAAGGGCAAGGGAGUCAGACAUCACAGAAGGACAAGGAGCUAGAUAGGAAUCCAAAAAGCAAUGGUCAGGUUGAGCCAGUUGAGAGCAAAACGGUUUCCUCAUCAUGUGAGCUAAAGGUGUCACGUCAGGAGAGUUCCUCCCCUCCUGUAAGAACGCAAACUUCUGGUGACACAAGCGCUGGAAGAACAUCCUCAGAUGAGGCUGAAAACAUAGCCGAGGUGAAGAGGCCGCAGACGGAUGCCCAGAUUCCUGCAAAGCUUCCAUCUCAGAAUUCAGGAUAUGGAGAGCCUGUCUCUGCGACUGCUUCAAAAAGAGAAGAAUCGCCUCAGAAGAGCUGCGCAGAGGAGAAGAGAGACAUAUCAAAAGAAGAGCCACAUGGAGGAAACCAAGAGGAGGAUGCGGAAGGUCAGUUCAGAGGGUGUCCAUGUUUUUAUGUCACUUCACUACUGUUAGGAGUCAUGCCUAAUGUGUGUUCAGGUCCUGAGCCGAUGGUGAACUUGACGUUCGUGAAGAAUGACUCGUAUGAGAAAGGAACAGAUCUGAUGGUUGUGAACGUCUACAUGAAAGAAAUUUGCAGAGAGACGUCCAGGGUGCUGUUCAGGGAACAAGAUUUCACUCUUAUCUUCCAGACCAGUGAUCCCAAUUUUUUGCGCCUUCAUCCGGAUUGUGGACCAAACACUGUCUUUAAAUGGCAGGUUAAACUCAGGAAUCUAAUCCAGCCGGAUCUGUCCAGCUAUGCCUUCACCCCAUCCCGUAUCGACAUCACCCUGAAGAAGAGACACAGUCAGCGCUGGGGGGGUCUGGAGGCCCCUGCCACACAAGGUCUGCUGCCUGGAGUGGAUUCUAUCUUGCUUCUGAGCAAUCCUUUGCAAACAAACACAUGUGCAGUGGGGGGCGCCAAGGUUGCCGUGCCCUCCAGCCCUUCAUCACUUGAAAAGAGUCAACCAGGAAGCAGCCAACAUGCACUUCCUGCUAAAGAAGAACCUCGGGUAGGGGAAGAGAAGGCCAAACCCUCUCGAGCACCAGGGGACACGGGUCUGGAUGCUGUGGCCCCUCGCUCGGUCUCCGAACACAUGCCCCUAAAACAGGAACCAACUGUUACCACGCCUAAGCCCACCUGCAUGGUGCAGCCCAUGACUCACACUCCUGCAGGCAGUGAGAGAGAUGAAGAAGUGGAGGAGAAGAAGGUGUGUCUCCCCGGAUUCACUGGAUUGGUUAAUCUGGGAAACACAUGCUUUAUGAACAGUGUGAUUCAGUCUUUGUCAAACACACGGGAGCUCAGGGAUUAUUUUCACGAUCGAGGGUUUGAAUCUGAGAUUAACUGUAAUAACCCACUGGGCACAGGUGGUCGACUGGCCAUUGGUUUUGCUGUUCUGCUUCGAGCUCUGUGGAAGGGCACUCACCAUGCCUUUCAACCUUCCAAAUUAAAGGCUAUAGUUGCCAGUAAGGCCAGUCAGUUUACAGGUUAUGCGCAGCACGAUGCUCAGGAGUUCAUGGCUUUUCUUCUGGAUGGACUCCAUGAGGACUUGAACCGCAUCCAGAACAAACCUUACACAGAGACCGUUGAUUCAGACGGCCGGCAGGACGAGGUUGUUGCAGAAGAGGCGUGGCAGAGGCAUAAAAUGAGGAACGAUUCCUUCAUUGUUGACCUCUUUCAGGGCCAGUACAAGUCAAAGCUGGUGUGCCCGGUGUGCUCGAAGGUUUCCAUAACCUUCGAUCCCUUCCUUUACUUGCCUGUUCCCCUACCUCAAAAACAGAAGGUGCUGACUGUUUUUUAUUUAGCUAAAGAGCCUCACAAGAAACCAGUCAAGUUUCUGGUCAGUGUGAGUAAGGAGAACUCAAGCACGAGUGAAGUACUGGAGUCAAUAUCUUGCAGCGUGAGGAUCAAACCAGAGAAUCUGAGACUGACAGAGGUAGUGAAAAACAGAUUCCACAGGAUCUUCUCACCAUCUCACUCCUUGGACACAGUCUCAUCUAAUGACCUGCUCUUCUGCUUUGAGGUGCUGUCUAAAGAUCUCGCCAAAGAGAGGGUGGUGCUCCUGAAGGUCCAACAGAGACCUCAGGUUCCCAGCAUCCCAAUCACAAAGUGUGCCGGCUGCUUGAAGCCUCCUGCCUCUGACGACGAGAAGCUCAGGCGCUGUACACGCUGCUAUCGUGUGGGCUACUGCAAUCAGGCCUGUCAGAAGAACCACUGGCCCAAUCACAAGACCUUGUGCCGGCCCAACGUGGAGAAUAUUGGACUGCCGUUUUUAAUCAGUGUGCCUGAGUCCAGGCUUACUUACACUCGCCUUACGCAGCUUCUGGAAGGCUUCUCCAGGUACUCUGUCAAUGUGUUCCAGCCACCUUUCCAGUCCGGUCGGACGUCCCCAGAGGCCAGCCUGUCCCGUGUUGACCUGACCUCCAUGGCCAGCAGCGUCUCAGAGGAGCUGGAGGAGACGCCAUCCGCAGGAGAAAUUGAGAACCAAGUAGAGCAGUGUGAAUCUGUCGCUGCCCCGCACACAGAGACCGCAUCCUCACUCCCCACAGCAGAUGGAGACGCCGCCUCCACAUACACCGGUGACUCCGGCUGUUGUGAGCUCGCCUCCAGCUCCCAAGAUUCUUUGGUGGAAAAGGAAACAUCAUGCGAGAAAGCUGUUAAACCGGAAGCUGUAGUAACCGGCUAUCAGCAGCCAUCGGAGUCUGGAAGCGGAAGUGCCUCUCAAUUCUACAUCUCCAUUUUGGAUUCAAAGGAGGACAAAAAACUCGAGGACAAAGACGAUGACGUUUUGGAGCUGCCAGAUGACUGCACGCUGGAGCUGGUGUGGAAGAACAACGAACGCUUGAAGGAAUAUGUGCUGGUGCGUUCUAAGGAGCUGGAGUAUGAUGAAGACCCAAGCUCUGCGUCAGAGACCGCCAGGGCAGGACACUUCACUUUGGAGCAAUGCCUGAACCUCUUCACCAAACCUGAGGUGCUAGCCCCCGAGGAGGCCUGGUAUUGUCCCAAAUGUCAACAACACAGGGAGGCUUCCAAACAGCUGCUUUUGUGGCGUCUACCCAACGUGCUCAUCAUCCAGCUCAAACGUUUCUCAUUCAGGAGCUUCAUCUGGAGAGACAAGAUAAAUGACAUGGUCGAUUUCCCAGUCAGAAACUUGGACCUGAGUAAGUUCUGCAUCGGUCAUAAAGAAGACAUCCAGCAGCCUCCCGUCUACGACCUCUACGCUGUCAUCAACCACUAUGGCGGAAUGAUCGGAGGACACUACACGGCCUAUGCUCGGCUCCCCAGCGACAAGAACAGCCAGCGCAGCGACGUCGGCUGGCGUUUGUUUGACGACAGCACAGUGACGACGGUGGAGGAGAGUCAGGUGGUGACGCGUUACGCGUACGUGCUGUUCUACAGACGCAGGAACUCUCCGGUAGAGAGGCCUUCUCGUCUGCUCAGGCCACACGGUGCCGAAUCUUCCGCUGCCACAGGUGGCGCUGCCAGUCAGGCGUCUCUGAUAUGGCAGGAACUGGAGGAGGACGAGGAGGGGCAGCGAGAAGCCUCUUUUAGAAGCUUGUUCCGCCCCGGUCUGCGUGGAAGAAGAGCCAGGACGAGGCUGAACGCAGAGGAGGAGGCCAGGGGAGGGCUGUCUCGCCGGAGACGAGAUGCCGUCUCGGAUAACACGGACAGUGACCGUCUAAGAUAUUUCAUCCUGGGCACUGUGGCAGCAGUCCUUGCAUUGCUGUUCAACUUCAUUUAUCCUUUGUUAUACAGGUCUAACCGGGGUUAACUCACUACGGCUAAAGACCGUAACUAACUUGUAAAUGCAAUCGCAGCUGUAACAAAAGAUUUGCACUUUACAUUUUUUACGUAACUUCGUAGUGUAUCAUUUAUUUACAUAUUGAUUUUGCUGUUGGGCAUCUUUGUUUCUAAUGAUGACGUUAAACCUCUGUUUAUUUUAGGAGUCUAAUAGAUCAUCAUUUGUUCACAUCUAAGCUAUCUCAGUUUUGUUUGUUGCAACAGGUCAAGUGGCAAGUUUAAGAGAAUGUUGAAAUUGAAAAACACUCAGGAAAUCUUUUUUAUGAAGGUUCAACUAUAAGCAACAUUAACGUACUUGAUGUAUACUUUUAAUGGAUGUUAACCAUUAUCAGAGAAGUUGGAAGUGCUUAAUCUGCUUUUCGUCAGAUGUUUGAUUGUUAUUUCGCUUAGCAUCAUGUAUCUGUGUUCUGUAUGUUCAGAACAGAAUUGAAAUUCCUUUAAAAACGUGAAGGGCAUAGCCAUUGAACACACUUUUUCCUAUAAACUGUUUUAUGUCAGGGCUUAGUUGAAGUAAAGCUAAAAUCAGUGCAUUUUAUUUCAAAGAGAAUAGUCGUGGUAAUCUGUCAUUAAAAUGUUUUAACGUACUUCACCUCUGCAAUGAUUUGGCUGAGGUCACCUGGGUUUGUUUGGUGGAGAAAACUAAUGUUAACCAAUAGCCAUAAAGCGGUUUAGGUAUUGUUUUAUGCUACUGUGUUCUAGGGUAGAGCUCCUAUUUUCUCCAAUAGAUGAAAUGAAGUCUUUCGUCAUUGCAUUUUGUUUUUCAGAAUGUUACUUGGUAUUUUGGUAUAAAUCUUUGCUACUGAAAGGGACAUUUCACCCAAAAAUGAAAAUGUUGUCAUUUAUUUACCCUCAUGUCAUUCAUGUAUAUGAUUCUAUUGUAAAGAAUACAACAGCAGGUGGUUUUGUCUCCAUACAGCGGAGGUUAAUGGAGACCAGUGUUGUUUGGUUAUAAACACUCUUCAGAAUAUCUUCUUUUGUGUUCUGCAGAAGAAAGAAAGUCACACAGGUUAGGAAUGACAUGAGGGUGACUAAAUGAUGAAAGAAUUUUUAUUAAAAUAAUUACAUUUUAAAUGCAUUAAGAAAUUACUUUUUAAAGCAUUGUUUAAUGUAGGCAUAUUCACACAUUUUAACCACUUAAGUGCUUUUCUGAUUAAUUGUCUGAGAAAGUUGAUCCGAGAUGUUUUGUUUUCCUGGCAUUUUAUAUUACUGUUUUUUUUCUGUCAGUGAGUGCAUUACUCGGAGUGAGUUUUUCUGUUCUCUGAUAUUGAUCCAGCGCUUAGUUGCACGUGCUGUAUAAUGAGAGGAGAUCCACAUGUAAGAUGAAUGCUACUUUGUUGGGAUGUGGCAGUUCCAAGAUGCUGGUGGUAUAUAAGGGUUUACUAGGCUGUCCACACUACAAAGCCUGAAAAUAUUUUGGCUUCUGUGAAUGCCUCUGGUGAUAUUAAGCCACUUCAUUGGACACACUGACCAAAAUAAAACCAUAUGAUGUACUGUUAUACCUUGUAAGGUCAUACGUCCAUUGUUGCUAAUUAUUUUCAGGAUGGUUGUUUCUUCAAGGAAUUCAAGUAACUGUCAAAUGAAAUGUUACUGCUUGAAUUGAAAAUCUUUUUGCAGUUUUUGAUCAAGGGCACCAGCACAAUAUAAAGACCGUGUUCAUGUAUGUAAUCACGUGCCAUGGAUAGGUUCAUAUUUAAGCAGUACUUGAACAGGCUUGGGGUUAUGUUUUCUUUUAUUAUUUAAAUCUAGUGGAUAAAAUGACUAAAUGUUAUUUGUGCUGCACCACAAAUUGUCCCAGCAAUAAAUGAAACUGAUUUUGGAGAUAUAAUUUAAAAUGCUGCUCAGUUGUAAAGGUGCCUGUACUACCGCCUUCAAUAAAAAUGUAACAUCA